AAUGCAAAUCUCACUUGGCAUCCCUCGCAGUGAGAUGGCAAAACGUUUUGGUGUGUCUUUGAAAACACUUAAUCGCAGGAUUACACGAUGGGGGUUAAGACGAGUGGACUUGAACAAAAGUGUUAGUGACGCUGAGUUAGACGUGAUCGUGUCUGACAUUCAUCGCAAUUUCCCCAGCGCUGGCUACAAGCUGAUACUAGGUCACUUGAGGUCAAAGCAACUUUUUGUCAAACGGAGCCGUGUACUGGCAUCGUUAAGGCGAGUAGACGCUGAAGGAGUUCUGAUGCGUAGGCUCUCACACCUGUGGCAUGUUGACGGGAAUCAUAAGCUUAUAAGAUGGAGAAUAGUUGUGCAUGGUGGUGUUGAUGGGUUUUCACGGCUCAUUGUUUACCUGACUGCAGCAACAAACAACAGAGCCCAAACUGUUCUGGAAAGUUUCCUGUCAGCUGUGGAGCAGUAUGGCGUCCCCUCAAGAGUCAGAUCAGAUAAGGGAGGGGAAAACGUUCUGGUGGCACGCUUCAUGGUGACUAAUUGUGGAAUCAACAGGAACAGUCACAUUGCAGGAAGAAGUGUACACAAUCAAAGGAUCGAGCGACUGUGGAGAGAUGUUUUUGAAAAUGUCCUUGAUCUAUUCUACAGCACUUUCCUUCGUCUGGAAGCUGAGGGGUGGCUUAAUCCAGACAAGGAGACAGACCUCUAUGCUUUACAUAGAUGUUACAUGCCACACAUCCAGUCACAUCUGCAACAAUUUCAGAGAGCAUGGAACAACCAUUCCUUAAGAUCUGCAAGAAACCAGUCCCCUCUUCAGCUGUGGUCAAGCAAAGAAAGAGAUAGACACACACUACACAUUUCUCAGACAGAUGAUGACAACAGAUGGUGGAGAGGCCCACAACGACCUUCAGUUCAAAUUCCUGAGCUACACCUUCCCAGAGACCUGUCUGUGGUAGAACUUUCCACACUGCCAAAUCCAACUGUACCAUUGGCAGAGAUGCUACCAGUGUACAUUGAGACUGUACGGAUUCUUCGAGAAAUGCUGGAUCAUUAAAGAACGGAUGAACAUUGACUGUAUAUAUAACUGAUGUAUCAAAUAGCAAAGACAAUCAAUUUAAUGUUAAAGGGAUAGUUUGCCCAAAAAUGAAAAUUGUGUUAUUUACUUACACUCAUGUUGUUACAAAGCUGUACACAUUUUUGUUCUGAUGGACACAAGGGAAGAUAUUUUGAGAAAUGUUUGUGGAACCUUUUUUCUACUAUUGAAGUGAAUGGGGUUCACAAAUGGUUUGGUUACAAACAUUUCACAAAAUAUCUUCCUUCCUGUUUAUCAGAACAAAGAAAUGUAUACAUAUUUGAAGGCGAGUAAGUGACACAAUUUUCAUUUUUGGGUGAACUAUCCCUUUAACAUUAAAUUGAUUUUCUUUGCUAUCAGAGAACCACUGUUUAUAAGAGUGGUCUGUUGUAAUAACAAUAAAACAAUAGGGCCUGAGCACUGAGGUGCUAGGACCCUAACAACAUGUUUUUGUUUCAAAACUUAUUUAAAAGCUUAAAUUCAACAAAACUCAGUUCUGAUUUAAAAGCUUAAUUUUAACAUGUUGAAUAGUGCACUAUAAAACUUCUAAAAUGAGCUAUAAAUAAAGUGCACAAUGAACCUGG
Misgurnus anguillicaudatus (oriental weatherfish) is the source of this 1647-nucleotide messenger RNA. The record is from RefSeq and is a predicted model, not a curated record. Lineage: Eukaryota; Metazoa; Chordata; Actinopteri; Cypriniformes; Cobitidae.